This is a messenger RNA of Dendrobium catenatum, 10568 nucleotides long. RefSeq lists its product as uncharacterized. The record is from RefSeq and is a predicted model, not a curated record. The transcript is spliced from 13 exons. Gene Ontology annotation, biological process: DNA integration; protein phosphorylation. Lineage: Eukaryota; Viridiplantae; Streptophyta; Magnoliopsida; Asparagales; Orchidaceae. Gene Ontology annotation, molecular function: nucleic acid binding; ATP binding; protein kinase activity. Bases 31 to 10371 code for a protein of 3446 amino acids.
UCCCAACUACACCCUUCGGCUUGACCCAAAAUGUUUCGGCUGCUGCUUUCCCUCCUCGUCCACACUUUCCUCGCCGGCGGUGCAGCCGCCGCCGGCGACGAAGUCAACAUUGUCCUCGCCUUCAAGAGUUCACUUAACAUCCCCACUUCCGCCGCCAACUACUUCCAGUCUUGGUCAUCGUCGGCCUCCCUCCCCUGCAAUUUCUCAGGCAUCACAUGCGACUCCCGCAACUCCGUUUCCGCCAUCGACCUCACCGGAAUCGGAAUUGCCGGCAACAUCCCCUUCUCCUCCCUCUGCGGCCUCCGUUCCCUCUCCAAGCUCUCCCUCGGAGCCAACAAACUCUCCGGCGAGAUUACUUCCGACCUACGCAACUGCUCUGGCCUUUUGCACCUCGAUCUCGCCAACAACAUCCUCGACGGCGAUGUUCCCGACCUCUCCCAACUCUCCGGCCUCCGCGUCCUCAACCUCUCAAUGAACACGUUAUCUGGGCAUUUCCCAUGGAGCUCUCUCACAAAUCUCACCGCCCUCGAAUGCCUACGCCUCGGCGACAACUCCUUCGAACCCAGCCCAUUCCCCACGGAGGUCACCAAGCUACGUAGCCUCUACACGCUCUACCUCUCCGUCUGCAAUCUCCACGGCCAGCUCCCUCCGGAGAUCGGCAAUUUGAUUAACCUCGUCGACUUUGAGGUGUCCGAUAACUUUCUCUCCGGAGAUAUUCCGCAGGAGAUCACGAAGCUCAAUAAGCUACAGCAGCUCGAGUUAUACAACAACUCGUUCACCGGGAAAAUCCCCGUUGGAUUCCGAAAUUUGUCGGAGCUGGCUUUUUUUGACGCUGACAGUAAUUAUCUGACGGGGGAUCUGUCCGAGCUUGCGUUCCUUAAUAAAUUAGUCUCUCUGCAGCUCUUCGAUAACGAAUUCUCAGGCGAGGUACCGGCAGAGUUUGGGGAUUUUAAGAAUUUGGUGAACCUAUCACUUUACAGUAAUCGGCUAACUGGCUCUCUCCCGGCGAAGCUCGGGAGCAUGUCUGAAUUUAAUUUCAUCGACGUGUCUUCGAAUUUUCUCACCGGGCCGAUCCCGCCGGAUAUGUGCCGGAUGGGGAUGAUGAAGAAACUGCUUAUGCUAGAAAAUGAGCUUUCUGGUGAGAUUCCGGCAAGCUAUGCCAAUUGCUCUUCAUUAACUCGGUUCAGGGUGAGCAAUAAUUCCCUUUCCGGCGUGGUUCCGCCCGGAAUCUGGGGUCUACCCAAUAUUAACAUUAUAGAUCUUGAUUCCAAUGGAUUAGAAGGUCCGAUUACAAAGGAUAUAGGAAAGGCAGUUUCAUUAAACCAGCUUUACUUAUCCAACAACCGAUUCUCCGGCGAGCUGCCCCAAGAGUUAUCCGAUGCGGCGGCUCUAGUCUCUAUUGAUGCUACAUCGAAUCACUUCAGCGGCGAGAUACCGGCGAGCAUAGGAAAAUUGAAUGCUCUCGAUAGCCUAUCUCUUGAUCAGAACAUGUUCUCGGGCGAGAUCCCGGACACAUUGGGAUCCUGCUCCAAGCUCAGUUCCCUAACUCUCGCCAGCAAUUUGCUCUCCGGCUCUAUUCCAGCGAGCAUCGGCAAUCUCCCAAACCUAAACUCACUAAAUCUCUCCGGUAACCAACUCUCUGGCGAAAUUCCGACAAGCCUUACUUCACUGAAGCUUAGUUCGCUGGAUCUAUCCAACAACCGCCUCUCCGGCAAGGUGCCUGCCGCUCUCUCCAUCAACGCCUUCAACAAUAGUUUCACCGGAAACUCCGGCCUCUGCGCCAACGGCAUUAGCUUCCUCCCUCAUUGCUCAUCAUCCUCUGGCAGCAAUUCCGAUAAGCUCCGUACACUCCUGACCAUAUUUCUCGUCAUCAUCGCCGUCAUUCUCACCGGAUCCAGCGUCUUCAUUAUAAUCAGGAGACGCCGGCCAAUUUCAAGCGCCGAUAGCGGACUUCAUUCUAAAGAGUCAUGGGACAUGACGUCAUUCCGCGUGCUAACCUUCGACGAGCAAGAGAUCAUAAAUUCGAUAAAACAGGAGAAUCUCAUCGGCAAGGGUGGCUCCGGCAACGUCUACCGCAUCGUGCUCAGCACCGGAAAGACAAUGGCCGUUAAGCAUAUCUGGAAUUCCACUGAUCCAGCCGCCGCAGCAGAGCGCCGCAACAGAGGUAGUGUCACCGCCAUGCUCUCGCGGCGUUCGUCGUUGCGGUCGAGGGAAUUCGAAGCAGAGAUUGGAACGCUGAGCUCGAUCCGUCAUGUGAACGUCGUCAAACUAUACUGCAGCAUCACGAGCGAGGAUUCAAGCCUUCUUGUAUACGAGUAUCUUCCGAACGGCAGCCUUUGGGAUCGGCUUCACUCUGAAGCCGGCGAGAAAUUGGGGGUUUUGGAUUGGGAAACCCGCCAUGAGAUCGCCGUCGGCUCUGCUCAGGGGCUGGAGUACCUCCACCAUGGCUGCGAUCGGCCUAUUCUUCAUCGGGACGUGAAGUCGAGCAAUAUUCUUCUUGACGAGCAGCUCCGACCAAGAAUUGCGGAUUUUGGGCUCGCCAAGAUCCUCCAUUGCUCUGCCAAUCAUGCGGUCAGGGAUUCCUCUAGCCAUGUCAUCGCCGGUACCCACGGCUACAUUGCUCCAGAGUACGCAUAUACUUGGAAAGUAAGCGAGAAGAGCGAUGUUUAUAGCUUCGGGGUGGUGCUCUUGGAACUGGUGACUGGGCGGAAACCGGUGGAGAUAGACUACGGCGAGGACAAAGAUAUUGUGCGGUGGGUGGCGGGAAGGAUUAGAAGCCGGGAAAGCGUGAUCGGCCUCGUCGAUCGGCGGAUCAAGGCAGCCGCAGAGCGGGAGCGGGCUGUUCUGGUUCUCAGGAUCGCCUUGCUCUGCACGGCCGGGAUCCCGGCGAUGAGGCCGUCGAUGAGGACGGUGGUUCACAUGCUCGAGGAAGCCGGAAAUGCGAACCACCGCCCUGCCACGGCGGAUUCCGCUGACGGCAAGCUGGUCGCGGCGGCAGAUCAAAAGAACUAUUAUAAGCAAUACUCAGCUCACAGGCCUCCAACCGACAACAGAGAGAUGAACAUAUCGAGAUCCACAACCCCGCAGAAUGAUCUGGAGGCUGCCGCCGGCGGCGGCGGCCGCCUCAACGAUCCCCUUCUGUCCAAGAAGUCUGAAGAGAGCGAGGCCCAGAGGCUGCGAUGGAAGUUCAUAAGAAAAGUUUACACAAUACUGUCGCUACAGAUGCUGCUGACCAUCGCCGUCUCAGCCGCCGUCGUAUUUGCAACUCCGGUCUCUCUCUUCGCAUACUCCCCUGCCGGCAUAACCCUCUUCGUCUUCCUCAUAUUCUUAAUCGUUAUGGUGAUGAUUCCACUACACUAUUACCGCCACUACAAACCUUGCAAUUUGAUCCUCCUGGGUGUCUUCACUGUCUCAAUAAGCUUCGCCGUCGGAUUUGCCUGCGCCUUCAUUGAUGGAAAGGUUAUUCUGGAAUCUGCAAUAUUAACUACAGUGGUGCUUGUGAGCCUCACCAUUUACACCUUCCUGGCAGCGGACAGGGUUCAAGAUUUCACCUUUCUUGGCCCCUAUUUGUUUUCUGCGUCGCUGAUAAUCAUGUUCUUCAUUGUAAUCCAGAUCUUAUUUUCGAUGGGUAAGAUAGCGACGAUGAUCUACGGGGGAUUGGCUUCGCUUGUUUUCAGUGCAUAUAUCAUAUAUGACACUUCUAAGAUAAUAAACGCUUACGAUAUUGAAGAUUAUGUGUCGGUAAUGGAACCUAGUGCAGAAGUUGCCAAACAACAGACCCCUGUUUUCCGCAAAACACCCCCGUUGAAUGAUAGUGCCGGAGUUAUACCGUCAGGAAAGGCGAAUACUGAUCCUAAAGCUUUCAACAAGCCAAAAUUCCCUCUUAAAGAAAAUCCUUAUCCACGGCCGCAGGGACUUAAGUGUUUUCGUUGCUUCCAACCCGGGCAUAAGUCCAACGAAUGCCCAAAUCGUCAGCAACUUCAGUUACUGGACGAAGAGGGGGAGCUUGACCCUGAGCAAUUCGAAGAAGAGGAAAAUGUUGAUGUGGAAGAUGUUGUCGGCGAUGAAGGGGAUCCACUGAUUUGUGUAUUGGAGAAACUCCUCUUAGUCCCGAGACAACAAGGGGAUUCUCAGCGACAUGCCAUUUUUAAAACCAAAUGUACCAUUGGCGGCAAGGUUUGCGAUUUACUCAUCGACAGCGGGUGCACGGAAAAUGUCAUUUCGCGGGCUGUUGUUCAAGCUUUGCAACUCAAGACUUCAAAGAACCCACAUCCCUACAAGAUUGGGUGGGUUAAGAAGGGAAUGGAGAUUUUAGUGACAGAUAUGUGCCGGGUACAAUUCUCAAUCGGAAAACAUUAUAAUUGCGAAGUGUUGUGUGAUGUGGUGGAGAUGGACGUGAGCCAUCUAAUUCUUGGCCGCCCAUGGCAGUUCGAUGUUGGUGCUGUAUACGAUGGCCGAGCCAAUACGUAUGCACUAGACUGGAAAGGGAAGCGGCUCCGAUUGUUACCUCAUGCAGCGGGUGUAAAAGGUUCUCCUGAUAAUGUUCGGCCAGCAUUGCAUUUGGUCUCGGGCAACUCCUUGCUAGCUCAUUGGAAGGAGGAAGUGCCUCUUUUCGCCUUGGUGAUCAAAGAAGAGGCCGCUGAUAACACAGCUGGGAGUGUUCCGCCUGCCAUCGAGUCUCUGCUGAAGCAAUUCCACGAUGUUCUGACUGAAUCCUCGACUCCUGCAUUACCGCCUUUGAGGACUAUACAGCAUCACAUUGAUUUUAUUCCAGGUUCUACACUACCAAACCUGCCACAUCAUCGCUUAAGUCCGAAAGAGCAUCAAAUUCUCCAACAGUUAGUUGAUGAGUUGCUGAAAAAUAACUUGAUCCAACCCAGUCUCAGUCCGUGUGCUGUACCCGCACUCUUGGUGCCCAAGAAGGAUGGAAGUUGGCGAUUAUGCGUAGACAGCAGGGCCAUUAACAAAAUCACUGUGAAGUUUCGGUUUCCUGUACCGCGGAUUGAAGAAUUGUUGGAGAAGUUGACAGGAGCCUCUAUUUUCUCAAAGCUCGAUCUCCGUAGCGGGUACCACCAAAUCCGCAUCCGACCGGGUGACGAGUGGAAGACGGCCUUCAAGACUCGACAUGGGUUAUACGAGUGGAAGGUGAUGCCAUUCGGAUUGUGUAACGCGCCUUCGACCUUCCUCCGAUUAAUGAAUGAGGUCUUAAAGCCAUUCCUCAACGUCUCCUGCGUUGCAUAUUUCGACGACAUACUCGUAUUUAGUCCAUCUCUGACCGAUCAUCUGCGGCAUUUGACAGAAAUCCUUCUUGUACUUCGGGAGAACCAGCUAUUUUUGAACCCAAGUAAGUGUGAUUUCGCUGUCUCAUCUGUUCAUUUUCUUGGCUUCAUCGUGUCAGCUGCAGGAGUCCAAGUUGACAAUCGCAAGGUGCAAGCUAUACAGAGUUGGUCAACGCCCAGCUCAUUCACGGAAGUUCGCAGUUUUCAUGGUCUCGCGAACUUUUAUCGCCGGUUUAUCAAAAAUUUCAGUUCCCUUAUGGCUCCUAUUACCGAUUGCUUGAAACUCAAACAGUUUCAUUGGGGCAGCGCUCAGAUUGAUAGCUUUGCUGCCAUAAAGGAAGCUUUAUCAUCUUCACCGGUGUUGGUCUUACCCAACUUCGAUAAGCCAUUCCAAGUGGAUACGGAUGCUUCCGGAGUGGGAAUCGGAGCUGUCUUAAGCCAGGAAAACAAGCCGGUAGAGUUCUUCAGCGAAAAACUUUGUCCAUCAAGACAAAAAUGGAGUGUUUAUGAACAAGAACUAUAUGCGGUGGUGCGGGCAUUGAAGCAGUGGGAAUCAUACUUGCUCCAUUCGGAGUUCGUCCUGUGCAGUGACCACCGAGCGCUGCAAUUCAUAAAUCAACAAAAGCACAUUAACAGGAUGCAUGCCCGCUGGAUUUUAUUUCUUCAACGUUUCACCUUCGUGUUGCAACACAAGUCGGGCGUAAACAACAAAGUUGCGGACGCCUUGAGCCGGAGACCGACGCUGCUCAUACAGCUGCAAACCGAAAUUACAGGCUUAGAAUGCUUAAAAGAGCUUUAUGCCUCUGAUUCAGAUUUCUCUAAAAUUUGGGAAGAAUGUUCAAAUGGAGGUGCUUCACAAGAAUUUGCUGUCAGACAUGGAUUUCUUUUUCGCCAUACGCAGCUUUGCAUUCCUGAGUCAUCGUGGAGGCCGCAGCUCAUCAAAGAAGUUCAUUGCGGAGGUCUCGCAGCUCAUGUGGGACGGAACAACACGUACCUACAGCUGCGAAGUAGAUUCUUUUGGCCACAUUUGCACAGAGAUGUGAUGAGAUUUGUUGAACGGUGCCCCAUUUGCCAAAGCUAUAAAUCCGGUGGACAGUUAAGUGGCCUGUAUCUACCGUUGCCUACACCGACCACUAUUUGGGAAGAUUUAAGUCUCGAUUUCGUAUUGGGAUUACCACGUACUCGGCGUGGACAUGACUCGAUCAUGGUGGUGGUUGAUCGUUUUUCCAAGAUGGCCCAUUUCAUUGCUUGCAAGAAGACGUUCGAUGCCUUAAAUGUCUCACGUGUUUUUUUUUCGGAGGUAGUUCGUCUGCACGGAGUUCCCCGAAGUUUAACAUCCGAUCGUGAUGUUAAAUUCAUUAGCAAUUUCUGGAAGGAGUUAUGGGCAAGACUACACACUGAAAUCAAAUUAAGCACAGCGAAUCAUCCCCAGACGGAUGGACAGACCGAAGUGGUGAAUCGGACACUUGGUAAUCUCCUACGCUGUCUUGUGCAGGAUCACCCGAAAUUGUGGGAUGAACUCUUGGGGCAAGCCGAAUUCGCUUACAAUAGCAUGACCAAUCGCUCCACAGGGAAGAGUCCCUUUGGCGUGGUUUAUACCAAGCACCCGAACCACACUGUUGACGUGGCCGUGCUCCCGCAAUGUAACAGCAAGCCAGCCGCCGAAUUUGCUGAACAAUUUUCUCAGAUGAUUCAAGAAGUGCGACAGAAGCUUGAAGAGUCCAAUUUGAAGUAUAAAGAGGCCGCAGACAAGCACCGCAAGAAGCGAGAGUUCAAAGUUGGGGAUCUGAUAAAUCCUAACGCCUAUGUUGUGGAUUUGCCCAGCCAUUACAAUACGUCCAACACGUUCAAUAUAGGCGAUCUCUCAGCCUAUCACCCACCGGAUGCGGCUCCUACGAAUCUUUCAUCUUCAGAUUCAGAUUCUUCAUUAUCUUGUGAAGCAGCUUGCAGCUUUCUGCGUAUGGUACUAAUCAUGUUCUUCAUUGUAAUCCAGAUGUUAUUUUCCAUGGGUAAGAUAGCGACGAUGAUCUACGGCGGAUUGGCUUCGCUUGUUUUCAGUGCAUAUAUCAUAUAUGACACUUCUAAGAUAAUAAACGCUUACGAUAUUGAAGAUUAUGUGUGGACAGAGGAAAAGACCAUCACAAUGGAAUUGUUGGCCCCUCAGUUGACGGCAGGGCUCCGAGCCAUCAUCAAGAAGGAGAUGGAGAUGCAGUUAAGCGUUCAGGGGAGCGCCAGAGAACUCCAGGAGACUAUGGAUUUGCUGCGCAGCAAGCUACACGGCCUCAGGAAGGAAAAAAUCCGCGACCUCGACAUCCGCAAAUGGAUCGACACUCUCGAGAACAUCAUGUACGAAGCCGACGACGUUCUCGACGAGUGCCACUUUCGCGACUCCGAGCUCCUCCUCCUCUCCACCCCUCCCUCGCCGGCGUCCGGUAACGCCUCGGUCCCCGUUUGGCGUGACUUGCCCCUCAUCCUCACCUACGUAACCCGUCCCUACCAAUUCUACUUCAAGCAGUUCAGCUCUAAUCGUGACAUGAGCCUCAAACUUCAAUCUCUGAACUCCAGGCUGAAGAUGCUUAAGACUCAAAGGGAUGAGAAACUUGAUCUGCACUUAUUGGAUAAUUCUCAAUACAUCCCACCUGUUACCGAUCCUGAAGCUUAUAAUAUGCCUAGUAUGGCUUCUUCCUCCGAUGUUGUGGGGGCUAAGCUCCGCAAAGAUACUGACUUUAUGGUGAGGCUGUUAACUGAUCAUCAUGGAAAAGACGACUUGCCCGUCUACGCAAUAGUCGGACCUGGAGGCAUUGGCAAAACUACAAUGGCGAACCUUAUCUUUGAGUUGCUUUGUGAUAAGAAGCAAGGAUUUUUCGAUUGGAUCAUCCGCAUCACAGUGCCUCGUAAGUUCGAUAAGCUCAACCUGCUGAAAGGAAUCAUCACGGCCGCCGGUGGGCGGUGUGCUGAACGAGAUCUCCUGCUUUUAGACGAGGCAGUCAAGGAGGCAAUCAAGGGGAAAAAAAUGCUCCUUUUGCUUGAUGACGUGUGGGACGCCAUGGGUCUAUGGAAUCUCUGGCUCGGCGUCCUGUUUAGUAGCAGCUGCGCGCCGGGGAGUCGAGUUCUUAUCACCACAAGGAACCGAGACGCGGCGGAUCAGAUGAAGGCGAUCUACUCCCAUUCAGUCCAGCGCUUAACUGGCGACGAAGGAUGGGAGCUGCUCUGCAGGUGCGUCGGCUCUGCUCCAGAAGCGGACCAUAUGAAGAUUCUUAAGAAUACAGGGCUUCAGAUUGUGGAGAAAUGCUAUGGCAAUCCCUUGGCGAUCAUGUCCAUGGGAGGCAUGCUGUGUUUGGAGAACAAAGCGAGGGUUACUUGGGAGAGGAUUCUGGAAGACGACGACAACAUAUGGUCCAAAGGUCUUUUGAACCUUCCUGACGGAAUUCAUAAGGACAUAUACUGCGCAUUCGACAAACUGCCUUCAGCUGAACUGCGGCAUUGCUUCGUCUACUGUUCUCUGUUUCCGGAUGGUUAUGAGAUCCCCUACUCAGAUCUCAUUGAGAUGUUGGUCGCGGAAGGGAUCGUGGAAGACGAUGAGGCUGCCUUGAGUUGCCUCAUGCAUCUGAUACGGAGGAACAUUCUCAUUCCGCGGAUCGCGCCGGAGUUCACCCGCACGUGCAAGAUGGACGGCCUGUCGUGUUCUCUCGGCCGUUUCAUUAUGCAAGGCGGCGGAUUCGUUAUUACGCAAACGCUUCCUCUGCCGCCGCUGCCUCGUUUGCCGGUCAUUAACUACAAGAACAAGCUUCGCCGCCUUUCUUUGGUGAUUCACGAAGGAAAUACUGAUAAAGCGAGGACAAUGGACUUCGAAUACAAAAUUCACGACUACUUGAAGAAGCAGCCUUCGCUGAGGACGCUCCUGCUCUUCAACCAUCCUCUUCCGAGGGCAGGGCAGCUUCUCCAUCAUCUGCCCAGCAUCAGGCUGCUAAGCCUUAAAAAAGCUGCAAUCUUUGAGCUUCCCGAGUCCAUUGGAUGCCUUGUGCACUUGCGAUUCCUGGACCUCUCGGAGAACGAAAAGAUGAAAAGUUUACCAGAAAGCAUCGGCAAGCUCGCAAACCUGAAGUCUCUGCGCCUCCAAUCAUGCAGAGAACUUUCCCAUCUUCCCAAAAGCUUUCUAAACCUGAAGAAUCUCAUGUAUUUCGACGCCUGGGAGACCAGGCUCGAAGGUUUGCCCGAGGGCAUGGGAAAGGAAAUGCCUGAGCUUCGAAAGAUAAUCCCCCUGCGACCGCACGAGGAAGGGAAGAAACUUGCAACCGUGCAAGAUCUUAAAGAUAUGAAAAUGCUAAGGUCCUUGGAGUUGGAGAUAUCCGGGAAUGUAUUAGGCGGGUUGCCGAAAGGUGCAGAGCUGGUGAGGAACGUUGGCAUUCUGGAAAGCAAAAGAUAUAUGAGGGAGCUCGUGCUCAGAUGGAAACCUGAGGAAGCAGCGAGCAAGAAUAAACAAGACCUAAGGAACUUCCUUUUUGAGGUUAGCGACAAGCUUUCUCCUCCCGAAGAAUUGGAGGACCUCAGAAUCAUUUACUACUAUGGAUCCAGCCUCCCGAGCUGGUUGUCAUUAGCAGCCAGGCUUCCCAACCUGAGGAGUCUGCAACUUGAAGGCUGCUUGAACCUGAAAGUGAUUUCCGGGUUGGGUCAGCUGCCAUGUCUGGAGCACUUACUCGUAAAACAAGCACCGAAAGUGACGAGCGUGGGGAAACAUUUCCUCAGGAAAACAAUGCAGGGGGAGGAAGAAGAAUCGUCGUCGUUUUCCUGUAGCAUCUCGUCAUUUCCCAAAUUGAAAGCUCUCCACUUUGAAGACAUGGCUGAGUGGGAGAAAUGGGAGUGGCCGACGAUAGAAAGCAUGGCGUCAAUGGAAUUCCCCUAUCUGCAUACACUUAACAUCAGCAAUUGUCCCAAGCUGAAAUCCAUACCUGAGGGGUUCUUAUGCCGUUUAAAGAUGUUGAGGCAGCUUAUAAUUGAUGAAUCUCCUGAGCUCAGGCUGGAGGGCUUGGAGAGCUUCCCCUCAUUUCUUGAGAUUAAGAUUGAUUCACAGGUGAUCCAACGCACUUCUUGAUCCAAUUCCAAAUCCAUUUCCCUUCUUUCAGUUCACUGUUUUUAUUUUAUCAUUCUUUCCUGCAAUUAGAAAUAGGUCUUUGUUAGGUAGAAACUCUUUCCCUUGCAAUACUUUUUAUUAGACAAUCUCGGAACGAAAAUGUAUUGUUCAAGUUAGUAAAUUUUCAAAUUCAUUUCUAGAAUGUAUAAUAUCAAAAA